UAGAGGCAGCAGGCAAACCAAACUGCGCAGGCGUUAGAUAAGGCCGAGGGUCCUUUCUAUGGUUACCACAGAAAUACCUUUUUUCGCAAGGGGCGUUUUACGUCACUGCUGUUUCGCGCGCGGGGUUCUGGGAAAGGAGAGCGGCGCUCGGCUCGUGGAGUGACGGCUGGGGGGCGCGAGAAGGCGGGACCAAACCCGCGCAGUAUCUGCAAAUGCUUGUUAGUAGUCUGACAUUUACCAAAACCUUUGGAAUACCAGAUGACUUCACCAAAUAAAGCAAUAGAAUUACAGCUGCAAAUAAGACAAAAUGCAGAAGAGUUGCAAGAUUUUGUGAAAGACUUAGAAAGCUGGGAAAGGGAUAUUAAAGAAAAGGAUUGCAAUUUACGGCAACAGAGCGGAGUUCCAGUCAAGGAUUUACCACCAAUUCGAAAUGAAGCUUAUAAGAAAAAGAAGAAAAACAAAGUUAAAGCCAUCUCUAAGAAAACUACUGAAGAAAAUAAAAAGAACAAGAUAAAAUCUUACGAUUAUGAGGCAUGGGGGAAGCUUGAUGUGGAUAAGAUACUUGAAGAACUUGAUAAGGAAGAUAGCACCCAUGAUUCAGUGUCUCUAGAGUCAGAUUCUGAAGAAGAUGGAAUACACAUAGACACAGAAAAAGCUCUUGCUGAGAAAGAAAAGGGUAAUAAUUAUUUUAAACAAGGAAAUUACGAUGCUGCAAUUGAAUGUUACACAAAAGGAAUGAAUGCAGAUCCUUACAAUCCUGUUUUGCCCACAAACAGAUCAUCUGCUUUUUUUCGACUGAAAAAGUAUUCUGUGGCUGAAUCUGAUUGUAACUUAGCACUUGCCCUAAACAAAAACUAUACAAAGGCUUAUGCCAGAAGAGGAGCAGCUCGCUUUGCUUUGCAAAAUUUUGAUGGUGCUAAAGAAGAUUAUGAAAAGGUUUUGGAGUUGGAUUCAGACAACUUUGAAGCAAAAACUGAACUUAGGAAAAUCGAACAGGCUCUCCUGUCGAAAGAACGCUUCCAAACUGAAGAACCAGAUGUCUUUACCAACACUGAAAUAACAGAACAGAAACAAACUGAGGAGGAGCAGCUAAAGCAAAAGGCUAUGGCAGAAAAAGAUUUGGGAAAUGGCUAUUUCAAAGAAGGGAAAUAUGAAAUAGCAAUAGAAUGCUACACACGUGGAAUAGCAGCAGAUGGCACCAAUGCGCUUCUUCCAGCCAACAGAGCUAUGGCCUACCUGAAAAUUCAAAAAUAUGAAGAGGCAGAGGAAGAUUGUACUCAAGCUGUAUUACUAGAUUCCUCCUACUCAAAAGCUUAUGCCAGAAGAGGGACUGCGAGAGCUGCACUGGGAAAGCUAAAAGAAGCUAUGCAAGAUUUUGAAACUGUUUUGAAGCUGGAACCUGGAAAUAAGCAAGCAGUAAAUGAAAUAAUGAAACUUAAGAAUGAAUCAAUUGCAAAAGGGCUGUGGAUAGACACGGAAAGCCCUGGACUAUCACAAAAGGAAACAGAAGCACAAAAUCUAGUGAAACCCAUUGAUAAACCCUUGCACCAUAGAUCAAAAAAACCCUUGAGAAGAGUAAUCAUUGAAGAAGUGGAUGAUGAGAUUCUGACCACAAAUUUGGUGGCUACCCCCAAUCUGCUACCUAAUCAGUCGGUUUCUGCAAGUGUAGAAGCAACACAUACCUCAGCAUCUGCACAGAAUCCAAGCAAAGAUGAUUUUUCUUCUUCCGCUGAUACUCCCAAAGCAAAGCUUUUGAAAAUAGAAGAAAUCGGAGAUUCUGUAACCAUAGAACCUGUCAGCAAAAGCACCGUGAAAGAGAAACCAUCAUCUACCUCUCAGUCUUGUGCUAGGAAAAAACAAACUGAGACAGAAAAACAAACACUUCUCCCCGUGUUUACAUUCCCUGUGCCUCCAGUUCCUGUGAAUUCUUUUCAGCUGGAAUCAGAUUUCAGAAAAUUAAAAGGUUACCCAGAUCAAUUAUACGCAUACUUGAAGCAAAUUGAUCCUUCAUUUUAUCCUAACCUGUUCCAAAAAUCCUUGGAUCCAGAUGUAUUUAGCCAAAUUUUGAAAAUUCUACAGGAUUUUUAUACUGGGAAAGAAGAACCUUCACUCAUCUUAGAAAUUCUGCAGAAGCUGUCCGAAUCAAAAAGAUUUGAUAUGGCAGUAAUGUUUAUGUCUGAUUCAGAGAGAAAAGCUGCACAUUCGUUAUUUGGUCAUUUGGAGCAGUCGGGAUUGAAAGAUUCUUCCAUUAAACUGCUCAAGACAAGAUACGGUAUUUAAGGCAAAUACCUUUUUGUGUCUGCAUAGAGGUACAGCUGAUUCUGCACCAUUUUGGAAAGACACUUGCCUUCAGAUGAUCAGUGUGACUCCAUCUAGGAGGAUUCAAAGUACCUUCCACUUGCGCAUGAGGAUUGUUUGGUCCCCCCACGCCACAUCACAUGUUUCUUUGGAGAGUCCCCACACUUUCAAUAGUAGUUUCCUGGGUAAGGAAGAGAGAGGAAAGGGUUGUUUUACAUUUACUGCUCCAUGCACUGCGCUUUGGAGCCAAGCCUGUGAAAGAAAAGCAUUUAUAUGGAAAAGAUAAAGGUGUGUGAUCUUCCAGUCUAGCAGGGUACCUCAUAAGAUUUAGCACGACGGAAUCUAUUUUAAACUGGGGGUUUUUCCGCUUUGAUCAUAUUGUAGAAUUAAGGCUGACAAUGAGUUGUUAAAAUAUUUUAUAAAUUUUGCGUUGUAUGUAUUAAUUUGCUGUUUUAAAAUAAUUCUGUAUUUCUGUUCUUAUCAAUAAACAGAUGUUUAAUACCGGGAUUCUGAAACUGUUGUGUAUGAUUACUAAUUUCAGUGUUGAUACCUCUUGUCAGAUUUUUCAGGUACAGAUGAGUGAAAAUCUGAUUAUUAUUUUUCAACCAAUUGCCACCUUGCCUCACUUUCUCUCCAUUUCAUUUCAACUAAUUGCCACCUUGCCUCACUUUCUCCCUAUUUCACUUAUUAACAAAUAACAUUUUUCUCUGAAGGAUUCACCAAUCAUCGUUUUGGCUUUGUCGGUCUCUUCUUUCUGAGACUAUAUGUAUAUUGCAUGGGUUAAUCACCCUUUUACCACUUCAAACUCCCACCCUUACUUAUUAAGAGUUUAAAACUGGUUAUUUUGCAUUUCACUGGUGUUAAUUACUGCAGUAAAAUGAAGGAUGGAUAUUUCUGUAUAUUCUUCAAUAAGGUUAGGCAUAUUCAUGAUGCUAGAUAGUUGUCAAUUAAACCUUUUAGUGACAAAAGCAUUAUAUAAACACACUAUGUUUUUUUCUUGACACAUUUGUUUUAUGAUUUCCGCUCAUUUAAAAAAUAAUUACCAAGGUCUUGCUAUAUUGAUUUCUAACCUAUCCACUUGAUUCAGGUUCAAAUCUAAAAAUAAAGCACAUAAUAUAUUGUAGCCUGAAUGAAUUGUAACAAAGUUCAAAGCCUUUUAAAAACACAUUUGCCAUCUAAAGUCUGCCAAAAGGAGCAGGUUCUGGAAGAAAGCCCUGCUACUCAGGCUGAGAGUCAAUUUACUUCAGCAUCCUCAUCACUUCCCCCACAUCUCCAGGUGUGCAAUAAGGUGCAUCUAGGAGACCAACAUUUGGGGCAUUAAAACAAUAGACCUUUCCUGAUGUUUAAUUGCACAAUGGGCAGUUUCUGUGCCCGUUAAUGGCUUGCAUUACCCCUAACAUAACAUAUGCAUUAUUCUUCAGACAACAACUAGAUGGAAAUUGGUCCCUAUGAAAAUAAAUGUUUAGCUUCCUGGUUAUUCAAAAUUCUAAACCGACAGCAGUUAACCAAGUAAAUAGUGUCAGCCCAUUAAAAAUAAAUAAAACAUUCAUCACAGAGAAUACAGGUUUUAUAGGUAGAACAAAUGAAUUUGUUGCCAUUUUGUAGACAUUGCACGCUGUACCUUAUCUUUUAGAACACAAAUUUUCAGACUAUUCAGCAUGUAUAUCAAAUGCUACAAUGAGCAUCAGUUAAACUAAUGCUGAAAAAUGAGCACUUAAGACCAAAUUAUUGGGAAUUUUUCCAUAAAACUAUCUCUUCAAUUGAGCAAGAGAGGCUUGAUAUUCAAAAUCACAGCUGUUCGUUUCAUUUAAAUGUGGGCUGACUUUAAAUUUGAGUUCAUAUUUGAAAAUGCCAGCCCUAUAAUUUAGUAAAUGCUUAAGUAGACAACCUAUCCCUGGAAUAGAGAAGAGGACAUUACUCAUCCCUUGGUUCAUAUGGACACUUGUUGUAUUUGAACUGUUCCAAGAGAUGUCAUGAGAGACCCAAAUUCCAAUUUGCUUAGACUGUAUUUUUGUCUUUGCUGACAAACAAUAAUGAGUGUUUGGUUUGACUGUCUUCCAAAACCAUUGUGAGUUAUCCAGGUCCAAUAAAAUCAGCAAGAAUGUUUGUUAUUAAUCUCAAUUGCCUUGGCAUAUUACAAUCUUGAGGUCUGGUUUUUAAAGACAAUUUAUGCUUGUUAUCUUCUGCAGAACCCCAUCAUUGAAUUGAUCCUGAAUGUAAACAAAAACAAAAACAAACACUAAUUCUGUUAUUUCUUGAUGAAACCAAAGACGCAUACUACCUCUGACCACGGAAGCAGAGUGGAGCCAUCAUGACUAGUUUGGGAACUACUGGUUAAAAGUCCUGAGUCUAAAAAUACCAUAGUUCAUAGAUUUAUUAAGGGCCAAUUCUCUUCAAUGUGUGCUUGCGAAAUGAAAUCAACUGAAUCUUUACACCAUGUUAUGUUUAUCUGCCCUAUGUACAGUUCAACUCGUGCUAGUAUAUUAAACUCCAUAAUCCAGCCUAUGGCUGACAAUCCAGUUGACCUCCAGCUAGCCUGGGUUCUUCAAGAUGUGGACCCUUAUAUUACCCUACAGGUUGCUAAAUUCCUAACAGCCGUCCUCUCGUACAAGAGACGGAAUGGAAUGUUAGCUGACUAUUGAUAGUUAUAAGAUUUUUUUUUAAAUGACAUCAGAUAUUGAUUUUAGUUAGGCGCCUAAAUUUUUAAUCUUAAUCUUAAACCUUCAAGAUAUGUUUUUUGAAUUGUUAAUAUUUGUCCUUGUGAGCUGUGAAUUGUGUUAUAUUAUCUGUGGUUUGUACGAGUCUGCGGUUUUAUUUGAUUUGUUUUGUUGUGUUGUGUUUUAUGAUGGGUGUACAGCCGAGUAAACAUCUUUGCUUUGCAUAGUUCACUACCGACACUUCUCUCCAACCUCCGGUUUAUUC
Molecule: messenger RNA, 5220 nt
Organism: Zootoca vivipara (common lizard)
Lineage: Eukaryota; Metazoa; Chordata; Lepidosauria; Squamata; Lacertidae
Gene: RPAP3
Product: RNA polymerase II associated protein 3
Cellular component (GO): protein folding chaperone complex
Molecular function (GO): protein binding
Source: RefSeq, a predicted model, not a curated record